Molecule: messenger RNA, 2451 nt
Organism: Blastocystis hominis
Lineage: Eukaryota; Bigyra; Opalinata; Blastocystidae
Exons: 13
Coding region: 1-2451 (816 amino acids)
Source: RefSeq, a predicted model, not a curated record
AUGCUGCCUUAUCUCAAAGAGCGAAUCAAAGAUUCGCAGUGGGAAGUCCGCAAAGUUAUCGUCAACACCUUUUACUUUAUUCUCGCAAAUCAUUUGGACGAAGUGGACACCGAUUCGAUUCGUUGUCUCAUCGAACGAACAAUCGACAAGCGAGUCGAAGUGCGGCGAUGGGCGAUUUCAGCUUGUAUCAACACUCUCAAUUUCCAUCUCCGAUCGUUCUGGAACAAUACCAAACGGCCAACGCGCGCUCUUACCACGAAAUUAGGCGGGAUGUGCGGCGUUUUUCUCCAGUGCUACGGUGUUUCCAACGACGAAACAAGAAAUCGAUGCUGCGAACUGUUGAACGAUCGCCUGAUCGAUGAAUGCAAUUCGGAUGAGGCGGUGGCCUUGGCGUAUCUGUGGUUCUAUGAACAAUUGCAGAAAUCGAACGAUUUUUUGGAGUUGGAGGAUUCGGUCUCCACGAUGAACGCGCUGCUUCGAACGUACAUUUCGGACUGGAAGAAGUGCAUUGCAGAAAUCGCUCCAACAAUUGGUGAAGACGACGCUGUGAGCAAGCUUCUCAUCCAGCUCUCGCGCGCGUUGAGCAUCAACCAAGGAUCAAGAACCGCGCCUGUGUACACAACGACGAACAACUGUCUCUACACGCUCUACAACCUCUCUGCGCCCUCUCUGGAUCUUGUAGAGCCGUUCGAUCAGGAGCGAGCCAAUCAAGUGAUGAACUGGCUUGACACGAUCAGCAGCCCGAUCUCGCAGACGGAAAGUCUGAAAGAAGCAGCUGACGGUCUGAAGGCGAUUCUGAAAGAGCAGCCCGAGGGAACGAAGCUUCGCUCGCAGUUCAAAGCGGUGUUUCCGCGCUUCUACUGUCGAUUCUGUUCCUCGGAGUUGGUUUUCAUGUAUCUGAAAAUGGUGAACGAUCAUCCCAAUUACCGGAGUUCCGCGUUUGAUCUGUUGCAAGUCAUCGCGGAAGAGAGUGGCGGUGUGUUUAUGUGCAGCGAUGUGCAGCUCGGAUUGUUCGGUCUGCUGCACCACUCGCUCACAGCGCUCGUGGAAUCCAAGCCCGAUUCGUUGGAGGAUGUGAAUGGGAAAAAGAAUGGUCAUGCGAUGCGUCAUCGUCUGCUGAAACUGAUCGCCACUUCGUCCAAGUCCUUUGAAUCCUACCCCUAUGCAUUGCUGAAUAACGAUCCCACUGCCGAAUGGAAUCCCGCGUACACCUCCGAGCUGCUUCCUCUCUUCGACGUUCUGAUCGACUCGAUCGGGAAGUUUGACUUCUGCGAAGUGAAGCACGCGGUUGUUCUGCUCAGCUAUUUCUGUCGAUUUGUGUCCUCGAGUGACGAAGAUGUGAACCAGUCGAUCCGAAUCAAAUACAACGAGUGGAUCGAGGAGUUUUUCUCGCAUGUUCCCUACCAGACAAACGCUUCCAUUUUGAAAAUCCAGAUGAGUGCAGUGAAUUGCUUGCUGAAAGUGGACCAAAGCUAUCCGAAUAACAUCGGAAUUCGAGAUUUGGUGAAUCGAAUCAUCACAGAAUACGAGGCGGAAGCGAAGUCUUCAGUUAUGAAAUCGGAUGAAAUUUGUACUCUAUUCGUUUCGUUCCUGGGAAACUAUUUAGCUGCUUUAAAAAUGGAGGGCGAGACAUCCACGCGCGUGCUUGAUUUCCUCAACAAACUGCUGACGCUCGAACUGCCUUCGUUUGACAGACUCGAUUCGGAGUUGAGUAAACUUGUUCGUUACAAAGCGUUCGUUUCCCUGAUGAAAUGCGCUGCGAUCAAGUGUUACUCGCCGUAUUUCACACCCGAACGAUUCUAUUCGAUCGGAAAAACGCUGGAAGAAAUCAAAGACAUUGAUUUGGCGAAACGAGUCGUUUCGAAGCUGUCCGUUUUGAUCCGAGAGAAGCUCCUUCCCACAAAAUACGCUUCUUAUUUGAUGGUGUUCUGGUUCCUAAAGAACGAGAAGCUGCAAAAUCUAAUCAAGACGGAAUUGAAUGCGAUCAUUCUUCAACAACGGAAGUUUUUGAUGCUGUAUCAGUCGUCUCGCUUUUCUGUUUCGUCUCCGGACCAAUCGCCGAUUUAUCAGUUGACUCCCGAGUAUUCUUUAGUCUACUUGCUCCCGUUGCUCUCCCGAUUGUCUGCUUACAGCGAUCUCUCAGAUUCUCCCUCCAAGCUUCAAAUCAGAUGCGUUCACAUCGCGUUGAACUCGUUUAUCGCAUCGACCAACGAGAAUUUUGGAUUUGUCAAUGCGAUUGUAAACGCUGUUUUGACUCACCGAGAUCGGCUUCUCCCUUCUAACGACAUCCUUCAGCGACUGGCUACGCUCUGUUCGCAGUUGCUUCAUCAGCGUCUGCAGGUGAUGAAGAACGUGGAUGUUUCGUACAACGAAACCAUCCGAUUGCCUGCGCUCUAUUAUGCUCCCACAGAGCGAUCUGCCCGCAGCACGGCGGCUUCCAGCACAUUUUAA